Suillus fuscotomentosus is the source of this 1740-nucleotide messenger RNA. RefSeq lists its product as uncharacterized. The transcript has 6 exons. The record is from RefSeq and is a predicted model, not a curated record. Lineage: Eukaryota; Fungi; Basidiomycota; Agaricomycetes; Boletales; Suillaceae. Gene Ontology annotation, molecular function: protein binding. The coding region runs from base 1 to 1740 and encodes 579 amino acids.
AUGAUGGGAAUGUUCAUCUAUGCAUUCGGAACGGGCUCUUCAUAUUUUGCGCAUCGCAGUAAGGUGAAGUUAGGCCAAAAGCUUUAUGCAGAGGCUCUUUCGGAUGCGGAAAAGGUUAUCGAGCUCAACCCUUCGUCUUAUCUCGGGUACGAGUUGAAGCAUGCAGCGCUUCAUGGAUCACAACGCUAUGAAGAUGCAUUCAAGGCCUUCACAAUCAUGCUUUCCAAGUUGGAUGAUGCACCCGACCCACAAAUACGACAGCUACGCCAGCAAUAUGCCAGUCCAUCUGAAGUAGAAGAUGCUAUUCGACAAGCCAUUCACGCCCAACUGGAAAACGCCCCCCUUCGUCUAAUCAACACCUCUACCGGACGUUUGUGCGAUCGAGAUGCGCAGAUCAACGCAUUCAUGGAGAGUACAGAGCACAAAGAGCUCCUGCACACAUUGGUUAUACAUGUGCCCCUCCAAAUGGAGCCCAUCAAAGAAGCUGUUGCAAAGUACUUCAGUUGGGUCAUGUUGUCCCAUAGGUGGGAAAGGAAGGAACCGCUACUGCACGACAUUCAGGGCAGGGACAUAUAUGACUUGGAUGCGGUUGGAACCGUGGUGAAGUUGCAGAAGUUCUGCGAAGUUGCUCGUGAUGCGGGGCAUCGUUGGGCGUGGAGCGAUACAUGCUGCAUCAACCAGAACAACAAUGUAGAGGUCCAGCACGCUCACCAUUGUCUACCUAUCGGACGUGCCUCCUUCAUCAGAGUCUGGCGCGCUCGCAAGCAGCAUUUGGAACACGCGAGGAUGGACAGUUCAGGAGUUCCUCGCUCCAAAGUUGUUCUCUUCUACCAAGCAGAUUGGACCCUAUAUCUUGACGACCGCUCACGCAACCACAAACAUUCUCUCGCUAUCACGCAAGAGUUGGAGCGUUCGACUGGCAUAAGUGCGCGGGCGCUCGUCGACUUCCGGCCAGGGAUGAUAGAUGCCCGGGAGAAACUCCGAUGGGCGUCAACUCGUGUCACCACUUUGCAGGAAGACAUCGCGUAUUCGCUGUUUGGGAUCUUCGGUGUCCACCUCCCUGUAAUUUACGGAGAAAAAAGACAGAACGCGCUCGGACGACUUUUACAGGAGAUCAUAGCCCAUUCGGGCGACAUCACGGCCCUGGACUGGGUGGGACAAUCGUCCAACUUCAACAGUUGCCUGCCAGCCGACAUUUUCUCGUACAAGGCUCUGUCAUGUGCACUGCCAUCUCUAUCUGAACGCGACAUGCAGAAUUCGGUCUCCUCAUUACGAAAUAAUAUUUUCGCUGUGGAAUCGGCCUCGAAACUAAUCAGGCGGAGGCCUGGCCAAGACGGGGAUACAUGUUUCAAUUAUGACGUCAAGGCAGACGGGCUACAAGACCUGCUGGUCAUAACGGAAGACAAGCUUGUUCAAUUCUCGCCUGCAAGGCGUACUCGGCGGACAUUCCUGCUCGUCCGUCCGUGGAAUAGGCAUGAUCUCGGGCUGAUUAACUUCGCAGACGAGACGCAGAGCGUAGAAGAUUGGCCCGAGCCUGGGUCCCCUGGAUACAACGAGUCCACCAUGCGAGAGUUGAGGUUGAUCGUUCGCCUCGGACAGCCUUUUGGCGGACUUUUGCUAGCGCAGCAGUGGGGUGGGGAGUAUAAGAGAAUCGCUUCGGAUAACAAUAUCAUCGCGCAAGUUAAGGACACGGCAUUUGUUUACGACAUGAUGGAUAUCAGAAUGAUGGAGAUAUUAUAG